Molecule: messenger RNA, 3788 nt
Organism: Homarus americanus (American lobster)
Lineage: Eukaryota; Metazoa; Arthropoda; Malacostraca; Decapoda; Nephropidae
Exons: 6
Coding region: 608-1852 (414 amino acids)
Source: RefSeq, a predicted model, not a curated record
GCGGUGAGUGUGGACGCGAUCCAUCCCAGCCUCUCUGUCUCUCUCUUGUCAUUCUCUCUCUCACUCGUCUCCUCCGUGAAGCGCCCAGGUUGUGCCAGGACUACUACCACUGUAACCACGCCCCAGCUGAACCCUGAAGUGUCCUCCGGUGACCAGGGCGUUCCGAGACACACACACACGCACUCACCUCUGACCUGCGAUGACCUGUUCUUGACCUCGGACAGGUUAUAAUUCAUCAAAUUGGGUCAAGUCCUCGUUUGACCCGUGACAUUGGCUUGAGGAGGGAGGGACUUAUUCUUCUUUGGUGUAAUAAUGAAGGUAUUCCGGAGGUACCCUAAUCUAACCAAACCUGAAAAACCUAACCUAACUGGGGUAUAACGUAGAUGACCUCUGGAAGCUGACCUACGUUUCUUAUAGAAUAAACAAGAAACUACCAAUUAGGGUAUGACUUAACUUGACCUUGACCUCAUUUGGCACGAUGAAGCAACUACCAGACAGGGUAUGUGACCUGACCCUGUAACAUCAGCCACUGUGACCCCACCUAAACAGCGGGCGACCCUUCAGAGAGGCAUGAACUUCACGUGACCUUUGACCUGACGGCCCCAACAUGUGCGAGGUCAACACUUGCUGCUGCCUCUCCCUCCGUCAGGGCUGUGUCCUUAUCGGCGGCAUCACCAUCGUGGUGAGCCUCGUGCAGACGCUGAUCUUCUCGUGGGUGCUGCUGGAGACAUAUCACUCCUUCCAGUCCACCCUCAGCGCCUCCCCCCCAGCCAAUUACAGCUCGGAUUCCUCUUCCUCUUCCUACUCCUUCACCUCCGCCACCUGCCCCAUAGGCUUCCUCCCCGUGGCCGUGAAGCCCUCCCUGGACAACGACACCGACGACUAUGACGAGGACGACCAGGAGGGGGAAGAGGAGGAGGAGGAGGAGGAGGAGGACGACCUGGCGCACACUACGGUAUUAACCAACAUGGUUAACACCAGCAGCGGCCUCACAGCGACGACGUCUCGGCUGACGAUGGAACUAAGAGAGGAGGACGAUGAAGAGGUCGUCUUGUCGUCCAUAUCACCUUCCUCGUCGUCUCUAUCGUCGACUCUAGAAAUCUCCUCACUUAUCGGGGAGGACGGGGAGCCCCUAGUCCUGUUAUCGUCGUCGUCGUCUCCUGCAGCAGAGAGUAAGAACGCCAGCCUGUUCACGUCUUCCCUAUCAAAAGUGACGAUCGCGGUGAACUCCACCACGUCAACAGCAGCAGCAGCAGCCAAGGUGUCGAAAAAGAAGCCCAGAAUUACGUGCGCUGCUCCAGGUCAGGGCGUGUUGUGGGCGUUGGUAUUCGUCUCAGCAUUUUACUCCCUCGUUGGAGGCCUACUGAUAGUGGCUGUCCUCUGGUGUGUGUCGUGGCAGCUCUCCAUCUGGUUCUUCUACACCGUGGGCUAUGACCUCUUCAUGCUCAUAGUGGCCAUGACGGACGGGGUCUACACCAGCUUCUCCGACAUCUCUAGUUACGUUGUCUGCCUCGUCACCACCUACUGCGUUAUCGUCGUCGACUCCUACUACGAGAAGCUACUACACGAUGAGCGACUAGAGAAGACGGGCCAGACGCGUCGUAGGUCGAGUCUGGUGAUCGUGAGGAGCUCCCCGGACUCCCCGACGUCCCAACAGGAGUUCAUCCCCCCACCCAUUUCCUACACCGUCCCCGUCAACCAAAACAACCUAGCUCCUCCAUCCGUGAACCUGAUCCCUCCUCCCCCAGGACGACAGGUGUCUUACCACGUUCCCCCGACAGCUACUUCCCCCACCAGAGAGGCGCCCCAUCAUCACCACCACAACCACCACGCCUACCACAAUCACGUUUAGAUGGUUGGCGGUGGGUGGAUGGUGGUGAUCACAGAAGCUUCGUGUCGUUUAAAAAAGAGGAAAAAAUAGACAGUCGUGAUGUGACAUGAUGUGUUUUUUUCCUCGUGUGGAUAAUAUUUAGGAAGUACUGCACCUUGAACUGCUUAGAACAAGUAGUUGAGUGAGUGAGUGGUACACUACUACCAGACAGUGCGUAGAUGUCUCAUGUUUUAACAACUGAGUCUCAGCAUGUAGCCAUUAUCGAUAUCAAACAAAGGCACUUUAAUUAACUGGAAACUUCGCUCCUUUAUACAGUACUUCUGGUUGUGGCAGCGAGGACAAGCUCGCUCCCUCACCUGACUUUCUUCACAUGCAACAGAGCUUUCACUUUUGGUUUAGUAAGACUUUUAUGUCGCUGGGAACUGACCCACAGCCCGCUGGGUGUACGCCAGUGCUGGGCGACCCACCUGCCUGUCCCCCCGUGUUCACACUCCCCUCAGGUCGCACUGUCUCACGAGCUGUCAUCCCACGGACUCCGGUACCACAAUACCCUGUGGGGCGGAUUAUAACAUCGUCAGGCAGAACAUUAUAUUAUCCGGAUAGAAGAUAGAUAGGGACAAAUUUAUCUGCCGGAGUACAGUGGCGUUAAACGAUGUCUGAUGGAGAACUACAGAAGCUAGCGUCAUCAGAUGGAGUGCGACGUCGAUGGACGGAGUGUGACCUUACGGGUUGGAGCAGGAGGCUUUCAAAAUAUUUGCCCCGGCUGCGAUAGUUCGACACAGUCAUUGCGUCGCUGUUGCUCAUGCCCAAAAAAUAUAAAAAUAAGUGUUUUUUAGAGCGAUUACAGUAGGUGUGUGGCCAGUAGCCUGAGGUUAUGUGUCGUCAACAAGCCAUGUGAGUGUAGCAAGUAGCAAAACACGUGUUUAGUCGUGAAGCAGCCUGGGUAAAUGUUCACUUUAGCUCUGUUACUUUAUUUCCUGCCCCUUGUUUCAUAUUAUCCUCACUGAUAUCUUUGUUUUAAUACAUAGAAAACUAACCUGUGAGGAAAUGGGGAUCAAACGAAGACCCAAACCACCUGAACCAACCAGACGUAACCUAACGAUCCCUCAUUAGUUGUUACCUCAUGUACCUAAAAUCACAAAUGGUCUCCAACCUUAUUACCUCCUCACUCCCUCAUCAGGCUUUCCAUUAUAUACAUUAAAACAAACAUAUCAAUAAAGCUAUCAAAACAGAUCAAGAAAUACAAUGGCGGAGCUAAACUGAACCUUCACCUCAUUGUGUAAGGCGAAUAAGUCGAUCCUGAGGAGUGAUGACCAAAUCUAGCGGGAAUGUUUUGAGUCCCCUGUAGAGUGUGUGUGAGUCGUGAGCUGUUGUGCCUCAUUAAUAAACAAGGAAAUAUGCAAAUUACUUCAGAUUCCUUGUGUACACGCUAUAGAAACCAACAGUAUUAUUAGCAUUAUUAUUAUUAUUAUUAUUAUCAUUAUUAUUAUUAUUAUUAUUAUUAUUAUAUAUUGUACUUUGUUUUCAUUUUCGAAUAACAUGCCCGCGUAUGGUAAAGGAGGGUGCACUUUAGGCGUUGGAAAGUGGGCACUACACACACAGGCAUACAUAGUAUCGUGCCACCAUUCAACUCUGAAAUAAUACCCAUAAAGCUAAUACACUCUAUUCGGUCAUUAAAGAUUAUUAACGUUAAGGUGAUUAGAGGCGAGAUGCAAAUACUAAUCAGAUUUCAAUAAUGAGAGUCAGGUCCUUAAAUAUCGCCAGCUAUCAUCAUUAAGAGUCAGGUCUUUAAAUAUCGCCAGCUAUCAUCAUUAAGAGUCAGGUCUUUAAAUAUCGCCAGCUAUCAUCAUUAAGGGUCAGGUCUUUAAAUAUCGCCAGCUAUCAUCAUUAAGGGUCAGGUCUUUAAAUAUCGCCAGCUAUCAUCAUUAAGAGUCAGGUCUUUAAAUAUCGCCAGCUA